GUUGUUGUAGGGGAAUAUUUCAUCAAUAAACAAAAGUAUCGCUAAUCAAGUGAACAUAUUUCAGACAUUACAUUUUUAAUCAUCAUUGCUGCUGAACCUCGAACUUGAUUACCUUACACGUCAAUUAAGAAUCUUGACAAACUAUGAUAAGCCGCGCUUUCAUCUUUGACAAGGUUAAUCAGAAGUCAAAGCUAUGGUCAAACGACAAGGAGUGAUUAGUCCUAAAAUGAUCUAAGUAAUGAAGUGAACACGGUUCUGCGUAAUUAUGAUUUGUCAAAAUAUCAGUUCUCCAUAAAUAUUCGUGCUUUACCUUAGCGAGUCCAAUUCAAUCAAGACUUUUGUGAAGUAACCAGUUACAAUAAAAAUGCUCCCUAAACAACUAUUUCGGGACGAUGGUGAAUAUUUCCAGAUGAUUGGUGGUAUGGAGCCAUUUGGAUUAGAAUCAACAAAACCAAAAGCAGACAAUAUUAGGUCUUCUACUGCAAAGAUGUCGUUCACAAAAUGUCACCAAGCUGAUUCCGUGAAAUCAACAUCUGCCGUUGACAAGUAUAACAAACCUUGCAGAGAUUUAAAGACUGCCGUCAACAAACUUACACUGAACAACGACUUGAUUGCUGAUUGCAGCAGAACCUACUCGCUUCCGACAGUCGCAGGAAAACACCAGGAUCUGAAUAGCAUCUCGCCACAGACACUUUCUGAUGUCAUUGACGGUCGCUACAAAAACGUCAUCAAUAGUUACCGAAUCAUCGACUGCAGAUACCCGUAUGAAUUCGAAGGAGGUCACAUCGAAGGUGCCGAAAACAGGUAUUCACAUGCAUCCAUCUUAGAACUGCUUCAACAGCCGACGACAGAGAAGCAAAUUCUUGUUUUUCAUUGUGAGUUUUCAUCAGAACGAGGUCCAAAGAUGAUGCGUUUCCUGAGAAGUAAAGAUCGUGAAUUGAAUAAAGAAAAUUAUCCUGCUUUGAACUACCCAGAGGUAUAUUUACUUGAUGAAGGGUACAAAUCUUUUUUCAACGAAAAGUCGACGUAUUGCGAUCCUAUUAGUUAUAAACCGAUGAUCCAUUCUGAACACUCGUCCGAUUUACGUCAAUUCCGGGCAAAGUCAAAGUCUUGGAAUGCUGGAGAAAAACGACAACAUGCAAGAAGAUCUAUACGCCUGUAAUAUAAACUUUCGUAUGAAAAGGGAUUGAAUAUAUUUCUUGUGAUAGUGCUACUCAGAAACAUUUUACGGAAAGCUAAUAUAGUGCUGUAGAGCAAA
Molecule: messenger RNA, 1258 nt
Organism: Mytilus californianus (California mussel)
Lineage: Eukaryota; Metazoa; Mollusca; Bivalvia; Mytilida; Mytilidae
Product: M-phase inducer phosphatase-like
Exons: 1
Coding region: 365-1162 (265 amino acids)
Biological process (GO): G2/M transition of mitotic cell cycle; protein dephosphorylation; positive regulation of G2/M transition of mitotic cell cycle
Cellular component (GO): cytoplasm; nucleus
Molecular function (GO): protein tyrosine phosphatase activity
Source: RefSeq, a predicted model, not a curated record